AUGGAGUCAAACACUAACCUGCGCAUGUCCUUGAGGGCUCGCUACAACAGCUUCUCGAAUGGCACUCACGGAUGGGGCCUGCAUCCAUCGGUCCGCUACGCGCUCGCCGUCGGUGGCUUUUACUUGCCGAGCCGCGACUCGGAGCUCGCCCAGUGCGUCGCCUGCCGGUCACUGAUCCCACGAGCUGGCGCCAUGGAGGUCUUCGACAGCGCCGCCUGGUCCUCGGCCUCGUACCACCACCCCGGCUGCGGAUACGUCUACCAAGCCAGGAAGACCUGCACCAUAUGCGAGGUUGCCUUCUCCAGCGACCCGGAAUGGCUGAGACAUCACAUACUACACCACAUGACGCCCGAUCUUGAUGAGCCGGAGCCAGUGGAGACUACAGAGCCGCCGCAAGAUCACAUCAUCAACCCGCCUCCGAUCUCGCCUUGCUUCGAAGACAAGCCCACAACCCGGAGAGACCAGAAGCUGGCCGAGGCUCUCCACCAAAAGUCGAGAUGGACCACCAUGCAGAUGCUACUCGUCGCUCUCGUCCUGAUCCCCAAACUUGUGGCAUGCACGGUCGCGGGCGCGCAGCUCCUCGGCUACGAUCCUCCCAUCUGGCUCGAACAAGCCUGCGAAUCAUUCUUCGAGAUGUUCCGGCACGCUAAGCUCGUCGCCGAACCUGUCAAGACCUGGGUCGUGAGGCUUGCUAGUAUGAUGAAGCUGUUCCGCUCCAUCCCGACUAAGACGGCACCCUAA
Messenger RNA from Thyridium curvatum, 741 nucleotides. RefSeq lists its product as uncharacterized. The record is from RefSeq and is a predicted model, not a curated record. Bases 1 to 741 code for a protein of 246 amino acids. The transcript has a single exon. Lineage: Eukaryota; Fungi; Ascomycota; Sordariomycetes; Thyridiales; Thyridiaceae.